This is a messenger RNA of Tribolium castaneum (red flour beetle), 4318 nucleotides long. RefSeq lists its product as uncharacterized. The transcript is spliced from 7 exons. Bases 147 to 1493 code for a protein of 448 amino acids. NCBI's taxonomy places the organism in Eukaryota, Metazoa, Arthropoda, Insecta, Coleoptera, Tenebrionidae. The record is from RefSeq and is a predicted model, not a curated record.
CUUUUAUAGCAGCCUUCUGUCAUAAUCAAAUUAAUCAAACUUUUCGUCCAAAGUCACAAAUUCAUUCAUCAAAAUUUCUGUAAAACCUCCAUCCCAGUGAAACCUACUCGCAUUUCUAUAACCUGUGGUUGCUGAUUUGAGUUAAAAUGUGGGCCCAACGCACAGGUCCCACCAUUUACGUGGGUGAAUCCCCCCCCUUAAACCAACUCGGCUUGGCUAUUCUAAGUCCAGAGGACAGCUCCGGCAGCAGCCGCGCCUCGUCUAAAGACAGUGCCUGGUCCGAACCUACAUGGGGCCACUCCAAAUGCAUAGAACAUGGGCAUCACCACGUCACAUGGCCCCUCAAUAAAGACGAGCAAAAACAUCACGACUUGUUCGGGUGCUCGUUCGAUCCGAAAAAAUGCUCAGAGUUUGACUGUGACGAUCCAGCUAGGUCACCACUGAACCAAGGCAUGGUGCAUCCAGAAUGCGCAUCACACGGCCACCACCACGCAACGUUCACUCUAUCGCCAGAAGAACAAGCGAAACACGAGGCAAUGCCGUGUGGCUUCGACCCGAAGGACUGUCCAGACUUUGAGUGCUCCCCAAUGCCGGAGAUACCAACAUCCAUAAUCAUGCGACCUGGGUAUCACCACAGGACCUACCCCUACACUGAAGAUGACCUACAAAGAUACGAGGAUGCUAAAUAUAAAUCAAUUCCGGAUUAUUGGGAAGAAUCAAGGUUUUUCUGGCCUUCGGUUACCGAUCCGUCAGGGGGUGGACGCGCUCUAGGUGUCACCUUCAACAUUGGCCCAGAGGUGGCAACGAACAUCAAUGUGGGAACACCCGAAAAACCUAGUUUCAAUUUACCACGAAGCAAAAUAUCAACUCCUGUCAAGGGAAUUGCCGGGACUUCACCGCCAAGUAGCUUGGCUUCGGGGCAAUCAGGUUCCCGCGUUUCCCAAGGUUCUCCUCCAAGCAGUUUCGCGUCGGGUCCGUGUGGCCCCCACCUUUCGCGUGCCUCAACACCGUCUAGUUUCGCAUCGGGAGCUUCAUCUCACCUUUCUCGAGGUUCUCCUCCAAGUAGUAUGGCUUCGGGCUAUUCUGGUUCUCGGAUUUCUGGCACUUCUCCUCCCAGCAGUAUGGCUUCGGGCUAUUCUGGUUCUCGGAUUUCUGGCACUUCUCCUCCCAGCAGUAUGGCUUCGGGGGCAUCCGGUGGAAGUUCCUCUAGUUAUUACACGGGACGUUCCGAUUCUGACAUGAGUUCGCCGUACGCUACAGCGGGCUCAUCCUUAUCAAGUUCCUCGGAACUGUCUACUUCAAGCUCUCUUGAAGGACGUCCUGCACCCUGCGGAUCACUAUACCAAGCCGAUGCGGUCUUUGAAGUAACGCCUUCAGAGUCCGUCGGAGAAAUUCUCAAAGCCAUAGAUAGUCAACAUGCGAUGGAAAGUGAGCAAAUUUUAGGAAACUUGAAACGGUAUCAGGAUGCCAGAAGGAAGUUUAUGGGGAGCUAAAUCACACCCUCGGCGGAGAAUUAUUUCGUACCGGCAUUAAAACACGCGACCUAUACUAUUAAUAAUUGAAACGUAAAAGAUAGCAUCUCACAAAUAAAACUUUAGUACUACCUUAAUUUUCAUAAAGACGUUUUUUUAGAAAUUUAGAACUAUUUCUUUAUAGUACCCUGCUGUCAGUGUCAAUUUUUCGUCAGAGCUCAUCAAUCCAUUCAUCAAAAUUUCAGUAAAAAUUCCAUUCAAGGGAAAGUACUUUACAUUUUUGGCAAUAGGCUGCUAAUUUGAACAAAUUCCCUGUCUUGCGCAAUAUGUUCGGCGGCGGUGGCGUGGGUGGAGCUCCGGUGAACCAACUCGGCUUGGCUAUCCUCGAGGCAUUGGAGGGUUCCGACCCAUUUGGUGGCGGUUUCGACAGCUAUGAAUCGUCUGGCUCAUUCCCCCGUGCCUUCAGCCUUCCUGAAAAGGGUCCCUUAGAUAACGUAAUACCUGGGCGCCGGAACAUCACGCUCCCCCUGAAUGCAGCACAGCAAAAGCAGCAAGAUCUGUUCGGGUGCACGUUCGAUCCAAGGGCAUGUCCAGAAUACGAUUUUAAAACUCCACCAAACAUAAAUAAAACCGCGAGUCAAGUCACUAUCAACAUUAGCCCAGACGUGGUAACAAAUGUCAAUGUGGGAACUCCCAGUAUGGACCUCUCUUCUGAAGUACCCAGUUUUGACUUAUCACGAAACAAAAUGUCAACUCCGGUCAAAAGACCCUCAUCCAGAGUUUCCGGUACUUCGCCUCCAAGUAGUAUGGUCUCAGGACCUUGUGGCCCUCAUCUUUCCCGAGCUUCGACUCCAAGUGGUAUGGCUUCAGGGCCGUCUGGUUCCCGGCUUUCCGGCGCUUCCCCGCCUAGUAGUAUGGCCUCAGGCCCUCCUGGCUCCCAUCUCUCCCGAGCUUCAACUCCAAGUGGUAUGGCUUCGGGGCCUUCUGGUUCCCGGCUAUCCGGCGCUUCUCCUCCAAGUAGUAUGGCCUCAGGCCCUCGUGGCUCCCAUCUUUCCCGAGCUUCGACUCCAAGUGGUAUGGCUUCGGGGCCUUCUGGUUCCCGGCUCUCCGGCGCUUCUCCUCCUAGUAGUAUGGCCUCAGGGCCUUGCGGCCCCCAUCUCUCCCGAGCUUCGACUCCAAGUGGUAUGGCUUCGGGGCCUUCUGGUUCCCGGCUUUCUGGCGCUUCGCCUCCAAGUAAUCUGGUUUCAAGUCCGUGCACCCCCCAUCUCUCUCAGUUUACGCCACCGAAUAAUAUGGCUUCGGGGGUUUCUACAAGUGGGGGAUCUUCGAGAUAUUACACGGCGAGAUCCUCUGUGGAUGAUUCUUUGUAUGUUUCGGCGAGUUCUUCUUUGACUAACGCUUCUAUGGAAUGUUUUGCUCCUUGUGCAACGUCGACGCCGUUUGGGUCCAUUGAACAAAUCCUCCAAGAGAUAGACAAACAGAAUGCGGAAGAAAAGCAACUAAUAAUGACUAACUUAAAACGGUAUCAGAGUGCCAGAAGGAAGUUCCUGGGGCAAUAAAUCAAGUCUACCACUUGUCAAAAAUGUCAUCGGAUGAAAAAUUCAAGUGAUGCACAGACGAAAAAGAGAUGGCACCCAACAGCUUGUUAUACCCAAAGGGAUGAUCCUUCCUGGCGAAGCGGCGGUUAUAGAAAUUCCGAGGAGGUACCAAAGAGCACCCAUUAUUAUAAUGAAGAGGAAAGGAGGAGUAGUUGCGCACAUGCGAGCAGAGGAUCAUUUUAUCCCAUCAGGGAAAGACGCACCACAGGACGUCAAACCACCAGACCAACAACCACCACAACCAGCGCCAGUACUACCACUACCAGCACCAAUUAUUAAACCAGAAAUUAACUUUUCACAGUUCGAACAUAACUGUAGUAUUCGAGGAGAAACGGCAAUGAGACCCUUAAGACCGCCACCACAACAAUCAUCCGUAUCCCAAGAUGUUUGUGCAUCUACGCAACAAAGUGUAAUGUCACCUGUAACUCUAAUAAAUCAGUGUGGUAUACAGGCCAGUACAUGUCCUCCACAACCGUCAUGUUCAACACCAAGACCCAGUGGUUGUACACACGUUCCUACAUGUCCUCCCUCCCAACUACCAUGUUCGGUACCAAGACCUAGUGGUUGUACGCACGUUCCCACUUGUCCUCCCUCCCAACCAUCAUGCUCAGUACCAAGACCGAGCGGUUGUACGCAUGUUCCCACAUGUCCUCCCCCUGUACCAUUAUGUUCAGCACCAAGACCUAGAGGUUGUACACAUGUUCCUACAUGUCCUCCACAACCACCAUGCUCGCCAAGACCUAGAGGUUGUACACACGUUGGCACAUGUCCUCCACAACCAUCAUGUUCGCCAAGGCCUAGUUGUACACAAAUUGAAACAUGUCCUCCAAGUCGGCCAUCAUGUGCAGUACCAAGGCCUAGUUGUACACAAAUUGAAACGUGUCCCCCAAGUCGGCCACUGUGUUCAGUACCAAGACCUAGUUGUACACAAGUUAGUACAUGUCCUCCAGUUCGCCCAAAACCUAGUUGUGGUUCCUAUACUCCGCCUUGCAAUCCCAGGCCACAAUGCCAACCAACUCCUUGCUUUCCACCCACAUCAUCCGGGUGUUCCAGAAAUAUCAACAUGUGCCAGAAAGAGCAAUGCGAGCUGGAAAUGGUUCGCAGAAGUUUAGAUGAGUUCCAGAAAGCCCGUCGGAGGCUCCUUUACAGUUCCAGAGCUUUGAAAGAGGAAAUGUCACAAUACGCGAACUCAAAUAGGGAAUAUUAAGCCAGACAUAAUUAGAAAUGAAUAAAAAGUUUAAAAUUGCA